This is a messenger RNA of Pongo pygmaeus (Bornean orangutan), 1235 nucleotides long. RefSeq names its product large ribosomal subunit protein uL11. Gene Ontology annotation, cellular component: ribosome; cytosolic large ribosomal subunit. The record is from RefSeq and is a predicted model, not a curated record. The transcript has a single exon. Gene Ontology annotation, molecular function: structural constituent of ribosome; large ribosomal subunit rRNA binding. The coding region runs from base 678 to 1175 and encodes 165 amino acids. Gene Ontology annotation, biological process: translation. NCBI's taxonomy places the organism in Eukaryota, Metazoa, Chordata, Mammalia, Primates, Hominidae.
AAAGUAUUCAUGACGUCAUUUGAGUAGUUCUUAAAUUCACCAGAGUGAUUCAUGCAAAUGAUUUAUUUGCUUCAAAAACAAUCUACGAAUUCAAAUAGUGGACGAAGGAGAAAAAUCUGCACAACAGUUUCAGUGUAACCAAGAAGAUCACAAUAUUCAAUAUUACCUUCAAUAUGGCAGAUUUAUAGUAGAUGUAAAUUUAAAAUACACAAGCUAAAAUUUUUAAAGGGGCUAAUCAGAAAGAAAUGUAGUUUUUAUGACAUACAAAAUUAUUCAGUGAUUCCACAUAAGAGGUAAUGCAUGAAUUCUACAAUUCCUUAACUCAUUGGCUGCUGGUAUUCAUUCAUUACUUGGAACUUUAACAGCUUCCUAGUAAACAGAAAGUACCUCUCCUGUAUGUGAGAUAUUUUGACUGAUAUAUCCUGAGUACCUAGAAUGGUGCCUGGCACACACAGUUACUGAAGAAGUAUUUGUUGAAUGAAUCGAUUAACCUUACUUUCUUGAUUUUAUACAUCAGAAUAUUUUCACCCUGACUACUUUUGUCCAAUGACCUAACACAUUUAAACUUUGCUCAAGAAUUUAGGACAGCUUUUCGGCUUUCAGCUCGGAGGAGGCCAAGGUGCAACUUUCUUCGGUCGUCCCGAAUCCGGGUUCAUCCGACACCAGCCGCCUCCACCAUGCCGCCGAAGUUCGACCCCAACGAGAUCAAAGUCGUAUACCUGAGGUGCACCGGAGGUGAAGUCGGUGCCACUUCUGCCCUGGCCCCCAAGAUCGGCCCCCUGGGUCUGUCUCCAAAAAAGGUUGGUGAUGACAUUGCCAAGGCAACAGGUGACUGGAAGGGCCUGAGGAUUACAGUGAAACUGACCAUUCAGAACAGACAGGCCCAGAUUGAGGUGGUGCCUUCUGCCUCUGCCCUGAUCAUCAAAGCCCUCAAGGAACCACCAAGAGACAGAAAGAAACAGAAAAACAUUAAACACAGUGGGAAUAUCACUUUUGAUGAGAUCGUCAACAUUGCUCGACAGAUGCGGCACCGAUCCUUAGCCAGAGAACUCUCUGGAACCAUUAAAGAGAUCCUGGGGACUGCCCAGUCUGUGGGCUGUAAUGUUGAUGGCCGCCACCCUCAUGACAUCAUAGAUGACAUCAAUAGUGGUGCUGUGGAAUGCCCAGCCAGUUAAGCACAAAGGAAAAUAUUUCAAUAAAGGAUCUUUUGACAACUGAAAAAAAAAAAAAAAAAA